AUGGAAGACGAUCUAGAGAUGGGAGACCUCUUCAAGGACCCAGAAGGGUUCUAUGAGGAGGAGAAGCCACCCACUUUUGCAGAGCACCAGAUGCUUUGCGGCAAGACGGUGCGCGCGACCAAACCCGCUCAAGUGGCUCCAACGCCGCUGAGACGAUCGACGAGCCAAAUUCUGACAACGUACACCAUUCUCUUUCUCUUACAGGGUAACUUGCUUUGGAAUGCCGGUCGAACAAGCUCGCACUACCUCGAGGAACACACAGAUGACCUCAUCCGCGACAAGGAUGUACUCGAGAUCGGGGCCGCCGCGGGGGUGCCUAGUAUCGUGAGCGCCAUUCAGGGCGCCCGCACUGUGGUCAUGACCGACUACUACGAUCCCGACCUGGUAUCAAACAUGCAGUACAAUGCCGACCUAGCCUUGGACAUGAUUCCCAAACGGGCAGACUCCCAAAAACGACUGCGGGUGGAAGGAUACAAAUGGGGGAACCCGGUCGAGCCCUUGUUUGCACACCUGCCUGUUUCGCCCCCAGGGGAACCGGCCGGGUUUGACGUCCUGAUCAUGGCAGAUGUGAUCUACAACUACCCCGAGCACGCAAACUUGGUCAAGACCAUGCAGCUUACGUUGAAAAAAACGCCCGAAGCGGUGGCAUUGGUGAUCUUUACACCGUACGAGCCAUGGUUGCUGCCUCAAACCGAAAAGUUCUUUCCGCGGGCGGAAGAAGGUGGAUUCGCCGUGACCAAGAUUUUCCAGAAGAUGAUGGACCAUGUGCUGUUUGAGAAUGACCCCGGUGAUGAGAUUCUUCGCAAGACGGUCUUUGGAUAUGAGCUUCGAUGGAAGCCAGAACAUUUGGACAGUCGUUCAUCCUAG
This is a messenger RNA of Penicillium oxalicum, 867 nucleotides long. It is a transcript of the gene efm7, whose product is annotated as putative nicotinamide N-methyltransferase Nnt1. The transcript has 3 exons. Gene Ontology annotation, molecular function: protein-lysine N-methyltransferase activity. Lineage: Eukaryota; Fungi; Ascomycota; Eurotiomycetes; Eurotiales; Aspergillaceae. Bases 1 to 867 code for a protein of 288 amino acids. Gene Ontology annotation, biological process: peptidyl-lysine dimethylation. The record is from RefSeq and is a predicted model, not a curated record.